AGAAGCAUCCUUUGGAAAGAGCAGUAGCCGCCGCGGCAGCAGCAGCAGUAGUAGUAGCAGCAGCAGCAGCCUUUGCCUGUCAGUAUCGAGGUGGGGGGCUUUUCUACUUUCUUCUCCUUGCACAUCGGAGCCCGAGAGAAGGGCUUGCGUGCGGACUCCAUGGGACUUGCGGCAGGAGAACUGCUGCCAAACUAAGCAAAUCCACACAAUCGAAGGAGACCUGAGGGAUAGAAAAACAAAAAGACAAAACUGCCCUCUGAGUAGAAAGCAAGCAGAGUCGAGUGAAGGCAGUAUGUGUCUAACAACUAAACAGUUAGUUUAAAUAAUGAAGAAGCGGUGUAGAAUGAUAUGAGGGGGCAAGGGCUGGAAACUGCGCUGCGCAACCAGGCGACCUGUGCACACAGUACAGAGGAUUUCGAACAAGUUUCUCGACGCCGAUGGCAUAGCCCUUUAUAAUUUCAUAUUUUUAUGUAUCUGAUUUUUAUUUCUUAUUUCGUUUUAAAUUAACAGCAUGUCAUAAGGAGGCGUAAUAAGCAACAGGAAAAAAAGUGUGGAAAGUUGAGAGACACUUGCAUGUUGACUAUACCGUUUUGAAGCUUGGGCGAUAAAAGGACUUUACAGAGUGAUAAUGUACUUGCGUUUCUUCCGCAAGAAACAUUAAAAAACGACAAGGUCAAAAAGUUGGCUUGACCACCUCAUUUGCGGCUGUGCACCAACAAGUGUAUCGGAAGAACCGGUUCUGGGGUUUCUUUAAAAGGAUCUGCACUGACAUUUCCAUGCACGGAGGGAAGACCGUUUCCUUUGAAUGCCAAUGGAUGACAAAACGUUGCCCCUCAACAACUGAUGUCUUUCUUUGUCUGUAAAGAGAUCCUCUGAAAAUGAUAACCACACUUCAAACAUUAAGUUUAAUUUUAUUUCUAAAAGGGAUUUUAUUAUCCUUAUGCGACUUGAACUUUGUCAGAAAGGAAAUCAAAAUAGACGGGGACCUUGUUUUAGGUGGCCUGUUUCCUAUACAUGAGAAAGGAGCAGGAAUGGAUGAAUGUGGAAGAAUAAAUGAAGAUCGAGGGAUACAACGCCUGGAAGCAAUGCUUUUUGCAAUUGAAGAAAUCAACAAAGACACUUAUUUACUCCCUGGAGUUGCUCUUGGUGUUCACAUAUUGGAUACAUGCUCUCGGGAUACUUAUGCUUUAGAGCAGUCGCUGGAAUUUGUCAGGGCAUCUCUAACUAAGGUUGAUGAAACUGAGUACAUCUGCCCUGAUGGAUCCUAUGCCAUCCAAGGCAACAAUCCUUUAGUUAUUGCUGGAGUAAUUGGAGGAUCAUAUAGUAGUGUUUCUAUUCAGGUUGCAAAUUUACUAAGGUUAUUUCAGAUUCCUCAAAUAAGUUAUGCUUCCACUAGUGCAAAGCUCAGCGAUAAAUCCAGAUAUGACUACUUUGCAAGAACAGUGCCACCUGAUUUUUAUCAGGCGAAAGCAAUGGCCGAGAUUUUAAGAUUCUUUAACUGGACAUAUGUCUCCACAGUGGCCUCUGAAGGAGAUUAUGGUGAAACCGGAAUUGAAGCUUUUGAGCAAGAGGCCAGACUCCGAAACAUCUGUAUUGCAACAUCUGAAAAAGUUGGAAGUUCAAAUGUUAAAAAGUCCUCAGAUGCAGUCAUCAGGGAACUGCUUCAAAAACCAAAUGCAAAGGUGGUGGUACUCUUCAUGCGCAGUGAUGACACAAGGGAAUUACUGGCAGCUGCCAACCGACUCAACGCCUCCUUUACCUGGAUAGCUAGUGAUGGAUGGGGAGCUCAGGAAAGUGUUGUAAAAGGGAAUGAAAAUGUGGCAAAUGGAGCAAUAACGCUGGAACUUGCAGCACAUCCUGUUAAAGAGUUUGAUAGAUAUUUCCAGAGUCUGCACCCCAGUAGUAACAGACGUAACCCAUGGUUCAAGGAUUUCUGGGAGCAGAAAUUCCAGUGCGUCUUGCAAAAUGGACAUUCUCAGGUGAAAGUUUGUGACAAACAUCUGUCAAUUGACAGCUCCAAUUAUGAACAAGAGUCUAAAAUUAUGUUUGUCAUCAAUGCUGUGUAUGCGAUGGCUCACGCCUUACACAAGAUGCAGAGAACUUUGUGCUCUAACACUACAAAGUUGUGCGAUGCUGUUAAACCACUUGAUGGGAAAAGAUUAUACAAGGAUUUUUUACUGAAAGUAAAUUUUAGUGCUCCCUACUGGCCUCCUGAUGCAGACAAUAUCAUAAAAUUUGAUAGUUUUGGAGACGGAAUUGGCCGGUACAAUGUGUUUAACUUCCAGAAAACAUCUGGCAAAUACUCUUAUGUUAAGGUUGGCCAGUGGGCUGAAACCUUGUCCCUCAACACAGAGCUGAUCCACUGGCCUCUCUACUCAGUCCCCACCUCGCAGUGCAGCGAUCCCUGUGCAAGAAAUGAAAUGAAAAACAUGCAGGCGGGAGACUACUGCUGCUGGAUUUGUAUCCCCUGCGAACCUUACGAAUACCUGGCCGACGAAUUUACCUGUAUGGGCUGCAAUCCAGGACAGUGGCCCACUGAAGACCUGACAGGUUGCUAUGACUUGCCUGAAGAUUACAUUAUGUGGGAAGAUGCCUGGGCUAUCGGUCCAAUCACCAUUGCUUGUGUUGGCUUCAUUUGCACCUUUAUGGUUACAGCAGUUUUCAUUAAACAUAACAACACACCGCUGGUUAAAGCUUCUGGCCGUGAACUUUGUUACAUUUUAUUGUUUGGUGUAUUUAUGUCCUACUGCAUGACUUUUUUCUUCAUAGCAAAGCCUUCUCCAGCUAUUUGUACCUUGCGUCGCCUUGGCCUUGGGACAUCUUUUGCUGUCUGCUAUUCUGCUCUCCUCACCAAAACUAACCGUAUUGCUAGAAUUUUCAAUGGUGUCAAGGAAGGGACCCAGAGGCCCAAAUUUAUUAGCCCAAGCUCGCAGGUGUUUAUCUGCAUGAGUCUGAUAUCUGUGCAGAUAGUUAUUGUGUCAAUAUGGCUUAUACUGGAAGUACCUGGCACGAGACGGUUCACUCUGCCUGAAAAGAGAGAAACCGUGAUACUGAAAUGUAACGUCAGAGACUCUAGCAUGUUAAUCUCUUUGUCAUAUGAUGUUGUGCUAGUAAUUCUGUGUACUGUGUAUGCUUUUAAAACUAGGAAGUGUCCAGAAAACUUUAACGAGGCAAAAUUCAUUGGCUUUACAAUGUACACCACCUGCAUCAUUUGGCUGGCCUUCCUGCCAAUAUUUUAUGUGACGUCUAGUGAUUAUAGGGUCCAAAUUACUACCAUGUGUAUUUCUGUCAGCCUCAGUGGGUUUGUAGUGCUGGGCUGUAUGUUUGCCCCAAAGGUGCACAUCAUCAUGUUUCAGCCUCAGAAGAAUGUAGCAAGUCACAGACUGCAUAUGAACCGAUUCAGCGUCAGUGGGACAGGGACCACAUAUUCACAUUCAUCAGUGAGUGCUCACUACGUUCCAACUGUAUGUAAUGGAAGAGAAAUAAUUGACUCAACCACCUCGUCUCUGUGACCUACAUUGAAUAGCCUGAUCCUAGUUUCAAGCUGUUAGACUGUUAGAAAAAUUGCACAUAUUGUGCAUUUGCAGUGAAUUUGAUUCUGUAUGUAGAAAAUUGUGUAUUAAAUUAUUUCUAAGGGCUGUAAAUAUAAAAACUGACAGUGUUGUAGAAAACUUUCUAGAAUGUUUUUAGCAUUUCAUGUUUUUGAUAGUUUUAUUAAAACUCUGUAAAUAACCAUGACCUGCACUGAUGAAUAUUGUGAAUUUUACUUAGCAGUAAAGGAAUGACCUAUUGCAUUUGCAAUAUUAGACAAAUUUCUUUGACAUGAACUACUUUUGUAGGUCUCAUUGUUGCAUAAUUAUUAAAAAAUGUAAAUAAAAUGUGUUACAACUUAUAUAAACUGACAGAUUUAAGCAAGAUUUUAUAAAUAAAACCUGUAUAAAGACCACAAUAGUUCUCCUGAACAUUAUUAAGCAAA
Molecule: messenger RNA, 3976 nt
Organism: Erpetoichthys calabaricus (reedfish)
Lineage: Eukaryota; Metazoa; Chordata; Cladistia; Polypteriformes; Polypteridae
Gene: grm3
Product: glutamate receptor, metabotropic 3
Exons: 6
Coding region: 879-3512 (877 amino acids)
Biological process (GO): G protein-coupled glutamate receptor signaling pathway; regulation of synaptic transmission, glutamatergic
Cellular component (GO): membrane
Molecular function (GO): group II metabotropic glutamate receptor activity
Source: RefSeq, a predicted model, not a curated record